Molecule: messenger RNA, 289 nt
Organism: Cyphomyrmex costatus
Lineage: Eukaryota; Metazoa; Arthropoda; Insecta; Hymenoptera; Formicidae
Product: 60S ribosomal protein L13
Exons: 1
Coding region: 60-263 (67 amino acids)
Source: RefSeq, a predicted model, not a curated record
AGAAGGGAGAUGCAACCGAAGAGGAGAGGAAACUUGCAGUUCAAAUCAAGGGAGAUCCCAUGCCUAUCCGACAUCAAGCACCUGCUAAAGCAAAGGCACGUCCUGUCACUGAGGAGGAAACUAAAUUCUCUGCAUAUAUAACCCUUCGUAAAGCACGAGCUGACGCACGAUUAGUUGGCAUUCGUGCAAAGCGCGCUAAGGAUGCAUCGGACAAUCCUGAUGAAAUGACUAAAGUUGCUAAGGAUAAGAAAGCCAAGAAGUAAUUCUUUAUAUAUAUAUGACAUCUCUU